Molecule: messenger RNA, 1007 nt
Organism: Musca domestica (house fly)
Lineage: Eukaryota; Metazoa; Arthropoda; Insecta; Diptera; Muscidae
Exons: 2
Coding region: 240-1007 (255 amino acids)
Source: RefSeq, a predicted model, not a curated record
GUCAUGAGUUUCAAUCAUUGACCACAAUGAACAAGAGUGCUGUGGACUUCUGCAACUAGUUGCAUUGCAUUCGCGAAGGCAUUAACAUCAACGGCAGUGUUUUGAAUUUCGUUCACAAGCUGACAAAAGGAAGUGGACUUCCUUGCAGUUCAGGAUAAAAUUUCUAUAAUUUCAAAAAAAAAAAAAAAAUUAAACGGAAUUAUUUUAGAGUCUCAAAUUUAAAUCCGAAACUCUGCAGUAUGUCGAACAAUUUUAUUGUACCUGAGGACUCUUAUUGCGGCCUCUGCAGGCGGAACCAUCCACUGCGAAAGUGUCGGCGAUUUCUGUCCAUGCCGUAUGAUACUAAACUUGAUUUCAUCGAAAGAGAACGGAUUUGCCGCAAUUGCCUGGGAACUACGCAUACGGUGCGAUACUGCCCCAGCAAGGAUUACUGUCACAAAUGCCAACGAAGUCACAAUACCAUACUUCACUAUUCCGAUGAGGAUUCUCACAGUGUUCAGCUGGAAAUGACAGCAAUGGUGUAUUUGGCUGAAUUUACCAACGAAGAAGGUGUUCUCUGGAGAAUCCGUUUGGAUCCAAGUCAAGCAUAUUCCUCAAUUGCUGCGUGGUCGAUAUAUAAAAUUCGAACGCUGACAAAUUUCAAACUGUGUCCCGAAACAGUGCUCGUUUAUUUGUGGUCUCGAUUUGAUGGUGGGGAAAGGCAUAAGGUCCAAGCUAAUCUCAAGGUCGUCGACCGGCCAAUGGAGAAGACACCAAAACUGCUGCUGAAGAGAGAUAACAUUUUGCGUAGAGUGAAUAAAAUCAGUGUAGCCGAUGUUCAUUUUUGGAAUCCCGAUUAUGCGCCCAUAACCUUGGGAUCCGAUCUGGCGACAAAUAUUUAUAUUGGGGCACCGAAAACAAAUCCCAUGCUGCCGAUGAGCCAGUGCACCAUAUUUGGUUGGACAUUUUUUGGCCAUGUUAAAAAGGCUGAUAUUAAGGAGGAGAGAGAUAAAAAGAAGAAAAAAUAA